GAUGUCAGAGCAACGAACUCGAGCUGCCUGCUUGAAUACCGAGGAAGCGACCUAGUGUCGCUGAGACGAGAUGCAGAGGAGACACGCUCUUGAAAAGCGCUCGCGAGGCACUAAGAAAAUAACAUUGAAAGUAAAAUAAAACGCGCUGGUUUGGUUUCGUUUGGAGUUUGUGGUCUGGUUGAUUCAGUAGAUGCUCGGUUUCGAAAAACUUCGGGGUUGUUUAUGAACUGGGGAAGAUUUGAAGUCAAGCACAGCCAGUCCAGAGCGCCCGGGAGAGGGGCGACAGGAGGGGUGGAGAGAAGAAGAGAGGGGGGAGAGGGGCGUCCAGAAAACGCCCUGCUGCUGAAUCCUCUCAAAAUUAAAACUUUAUCGCGCCAUUACGGUACGGUACAUCUCUCUCAUAAAGGGAUGUAAAGUUGGAUGCCGCUUAGUUGCUUAAAAUAAUCACUUCGUACAUUGUUUUGGGGGAAGUUUGAAAAUAUCCAGUGUUCCCAUUUGAUUUUUUUUCCGCUUUAUUCUGGAUAAGUCCGGGGUACUUUUUUGGAGGGCGGCGAGUCGGAGGCUGUCUAGGCCCACGGCCACUGCUCGACAGCGAGAAAGAACAUCUUGUAUCUCUUUAAUGUGAACCAGAAAAUAGUGUGCAGAUCGCACUUUUCAUUGCUCAGACUGGCGCCAGGAGAAGGCAAAAAUGUCGCUGGGUGCGGAGAGAAGGAUGGAAAAUCGGCUGAGAAAACUGGAAGCCAUGAUCAAAGACCCGCGGUCUGCGAUCAACUUGGAAAGUUUGCUGGAUUCCAUGAAUGCUCUGGUCUUAGAUCUGGACUUCCCGGCCCUGCGCAAGAAUAAGAACAUCGAGACCUUCUUAAACAGAUAUGAGAAGGUUGUGGAUCAUAUUCAGGAGUUCCAGAUGAAGCCCGAAGAUUUUGACAGAGUGAAGGUGAUCGGUAGAGGAGCAUUCGGAGAAGUUCAGCUGGUGAGGCAUAAGGCCUCUCAGAAGGUGUAUGCAAUGAAAGUGCUAAGCAAGUUUGAAAUGCUCAAACGCUCAGAUUCAGCCUUCUUCUGGGAGGAGCGUGACAUCAUGGCCUUUGCAGACAGCCCAUGGGUCGUACAGCUGUGCUGUGCGUUCCAGGAUGACCGCUCUCUCUAUAUGGCAAUGGAAUACAUGCCAGGAGGAGAUCUUGUUAAUCUCACCAGCACGUACGACGUUCCAGAGAAGUGGGCAAAGUUCUACACGGCUGAGGUUGUGUUGGCUCUGGACGCUAUUCACUCCAUGGGCUUCAUUCAUCGAGACGUCAAACCAGACAACAUGCUGCUGGACCGCUACGGACACCUCAAACUUGCAGACUUUGGGACCUGCAUGAAAAUGGAUGCGACGGGGAUGGUUCACUGUGACACUGCAGUCGGAACCCCUGAUUACAUCUCACCAGAGGUUCUCAAGUCUCAGGGAGGGGACGGUUACUAUGGACGCGAGUGUGACUGGUGGUCAGUUGGAGUAUUUAUUUACGAGAUGCUUGUCGGUGAUACGCCGUUCUAUGCUGAUUCUCUGGUGGGGACCUACAGUAAGAUUAUGGAUCAUAAGAACUCCCUGAACUUCCCUGAUGAUGUUGAGAUCUCACAAGAAGCAAAGAACAUAAUUUGUGCCUUCCUGACUGACAGAGAGGUUCGCCUGGGUCGUAGUGGCGUAGAAGAAAUUAAAAGACAUCCUUUCUUCAAAAACGACCAGUGGACAUUCAGCACCAUUAGAGAGACUGCUGCCCCUGUGGUUCCAGAGCUGAGCAGUGACAUAGACACCAGUAAUUUCGAUGAGAUAGAAGAUGAUAAAGGAGAAGUGGAGACCUUUCCAACACCCAAAGCCUUCGUUGGCAAUCAGCUGCCCUUUGUGGGCUUCACCUACUUUAAAGAAGACCAGUUGUUGAAUUCUGUUAACAGUUCAGCAAUGAAAAAUGAUCAUCCCACAUCCAGCAAGAGAGAGGACAAUUUAGCUCUGCAGAAGAAACUUCACUCUCUGGAAGAGCAGCUCAAUAAUGAAAUGCAGGCCAAAGAUGAAAUGGAGCAAAAAUGCAGAAGCAACUUAAACCGCCUGGAAAAGGUUGCCAAAGAUCUGGAUGAAGAGAUAAAUAGCAGAAAAGCAUUGGAGACGUCUCUGAGACAGCUGGAGAGAGAGAAAGCCCUGCUGCAGCACAAGAGUGUAGAGAGUCACCGCAGAGCCGAGAGUGAAGCCGACCGCAAACGCUGCCUGGAGAAUGAAGUGAGCAGUCUGAGAGAUCAACUGGAUGAAAUGAAGAAGAAAAACCAGAACUCGCACAUCUCCAACGAGAAGAACAUCCACCUGCAGAAACAGCUGGAUGAGGCAAAUGCAUUGCUGCGAGCAGAGUCUGACGCAGCCGCACGUCUGCGGAAAACUCAGACGGAGAGCUCUAAACAGCUGCAGCAGCUGGAGGCUCACGUGAGGGAACUGCAGGAUAAAUACUGCAUGCUGGAGAACAGCAAGCUCACGCUGGAGAGGGAGAACAUCAGCCUGCAGGCCGCACUGGACUCAGAGAAACGUGAGCACACACAGGGAUCUGAGACCAUCUCUGAUUUGCAGGCACGAAUCUCUGGUUUGGAGGAAGAAGUGAAACAGGUGAGGCAGGCCCUGUCUAAAGCAGAGACCGAGAAGAGGCAACUUCAGGAGAAACUCACAGACCUGGAGAAGGAGAAGAGCAAUAAGGAGAUUGACAUGACCUAUAAGCUGAAGGUGUUGCAGCAGGGUUUGGAACAGGAGGAGGCAGCACACAAGGCAACAAAAGCUCGACUUGCUGACAAGAACAAGAUCAGCGAAUCCAUCGAAGGAGCCAAGUCUGAGGCUGUGAAGGAUCUAGAACAGAAGCUACAGGAGGAACGUUCCUCUAAGCAGCGUGUGGAAAACAGGGUGUUAGAACUGGAGAAGAAAAGCUCCAUGCUUGACUGCGACUACAAACAGUCACUGCAGAAACUCGAGGAACUGCGACGACACAAGGAGAGACUCACUGAAGAGGUGAAGAAUCUGACUCUGAAGAUUGAGCAGGAAGUUCAGAAACGCAAUUUGACUCAGAAUGACCUGAAGGUGCAGAGCCAGCAGCUCAGCGUUCUGCGGACAUCAGAAAAACAACUCAAACAAGAGAUCAACCAUCUGCUGGACAUCAAAAGGAGCAUGGAGAAACAGAACAUGGAACUGCGCAAGGAGCGUCAGGACUCUGAUGGACAGAUGAAGGAACUGCAGGAUCAGUUGGAGGCAGAGCAGUAUUUCUCUACACUGUAUAAGACACAGGUGCGGGAGCUGAAGGAAGAGUGUGAAGAGAAGAAUAAACUCUAUAAAGACAUGCAACAGAGUCUACAGGAGCUACAAGAGGAGAGGGAUUCUCUUGCAGCUCAGUUGGAGAUCACACUAACGAAAGCUGACUCUGAGCAGUUGGCACGCUCCAUUGCGGAGGAGCAGUAUUCUGACCUGGAGAAGGAGAAGAUCAUGAAGGAGCUGGAGAUCAAAGAGAUGAUGGCCAGACACAGGCAGGAGCUCGCUGAGAAAGAUACCACCAUCACCUCAUUAGAGGAAGCUAAUCGCACAUUGACGACUGAUGUGGCGAACCUGGCCAAUGAGAAGGAAGAACUCAACAACAAGCUAAAAGAGGCACAAGACUACCUGCAAAAUCUGAAGAAUGAAGAGCAGUCCAUUACGCAAGUAAAACUUGCCCUCGAAAAACAGCUGCAGUCAGAGAGAACUCUCAAAACACAGGCCGUGAACAAGUUGGCAGAGAUUAUGAACAGGAAGGAGGUCCGAGGCGGCGGCAGUCGUCGUGGAAAUGAUACAGAUGUGAGGAGGAAGGAGAAAGAGAACAGGAAGUUACAGCUGGAGCUUCGUUCAGAGAGGGAGAAACUCAACAGCACUAUCAUCAAAUACCAGAGAGAAAUCAAUGACAUGCAAGCGCAACUGGCAGAUGAGUCGCUGGUGCGUGUUGAGCUGCAGAUGGCUCUGGACAGUAAAGACAGCGACAUUGAGCAACUGCGCAGUCUGCUGAACUCUCUCAACGUCCAGUCGCUCGACUCGGCCAGCAUGAGCAGUGGUCCAGACAUAGAUACUGACGAGUCACUAUCAGAGACAAGGCUGGAGGGUUGGCUGUCUUUACCAGUGAGGAACAAUACCAAACGUUUUGGAUGGCAAAGAAAGUAUGUUGUGGUGAGCAGCAAGAAGAUUCUCUUCUACAACAGCGAGCAGGACAAAGAGCAUUCCAAUCCUUACAUGGUUUUGGACAUAGAUAAACUUUUCCAUGUGCGUUCGGUAACCCAGACAGAUGUUUAUCGUGCUGACGCCAAAGAGAUCCCCAGAAUAUUCCAGAUCUUGUAUGCUAAUGAGGGUGAGAGCAAGAAGGAACAAGAACUGGAGCCUCUCCCUGGGGACAAGUCCAGCUACAUUUGCCAUAAGGGUCACGAGUUCAUCCCUACGCUCUACCACUUCCCCACUAACUGUGAAGCCUGCACCAAACCCCUGUGGAACAUGUUCAAACCACCUCCAGCUCUAGAGUGCAGACGAUGCCACAUCAAGUGCCACAAAGACCACAUGGACAAGAAAGAAGAGGUCAUUGCUCCCUGCAGAGUGAACUACGACAUAUCCACGGCUAAAAAUCUGCUGCUGUUAGCCAUGUCUCAGGAGGAACAGCAGAAGUGGGUUAGUCGACUAAUGAAGAAGAUCCCCAAAAAACCUCCAGCACCUGAAGCCCCUCACCGCUCCUCUCCCAGAAUUCCUACUAAAGUACAAGCCAGUCAAUCAAUGAGGAGACCCAGCCGACAGAUACCCUCCAGCAAACCUAGGUUUGUGCCCAACGUAAAGGAACCUACUGCAUGUGCGGAGAAAUCUGGCUUCAUCUACCACAAGGGUCAUGAGUUUAUCCCUUUAUUCUACCACUUCCCUGCCAACUGUGAGGCCUGUACCAAACCUCUGUGGAACAUGUUCAAACCACCUCUGGCUCUGGAAUGUCAGAGAUGCCAGAUCAAAUUGCACAAAGAGCACAUGGACAAGAAAGAGGAAGGUCUCAGACCCUGUGCUCCUGACCGAUUCAACCCCCAGUUCACCACGGGCUGAGAGAAAGAACAUACUGUAGCUAACAUGGAAAUCGGAUGGAGAUUGCAUUGCAUUUCAAUGCCAAAAUGUCAAGAGCAUUAAAGGGCACAGCAAAUCUACACAGAACAGAAAGAUCGGCAUCAAACCAAACAUCUUAUUCAUUCAAGGCCAGAGUUGACCUGAAUUCUAAGCUUCCAGCUUGAACAAGCCUACUGGACCGGCUUAGGGAUCAGCCAGAGAAUGUGGACGACAGCUACACCCCAUCUGAUCGGACUGUAGUGUCUUUUUUGAUUGACUUCGAUGGCUGAAUGUAGUAUGACACCACAUAAACGGCUAGAGACACCACUACAUACGUUUUUCAUUCCUUCAUUAAUGCAAUGAAACUAGUUUUUCCUAUUGUAGAUUUCUACAGUAUCUUUUUAUUUUAUCUUUGUUUACCCCAUUGUGUGAUCAAAGCUUGAUUUAACUAUUGUUAACUAUUAUUGUUAAAUGCUGUCAAUCCAAAAUUUAAACCAGCUGUUUCAUAUAGCCGUUUAAAAUGGGGGGAAAAAAAGUUCGCAUUACUGAGCUCAUCUGCUUUUACAAGGUGAGAUUUUUGAGUCUCCCAGGAAGUCAUUCAACUCGCGAGCACAUAACCGAAAUAUUCGUAAGACAGGAACGUUCGAAAACUACAUGCAUAAAUAAAUUCACUAGAGAAGUAUUUCAAAGAAUUGUUGUGAUUUGAAGUGGGUUAAAUUUUUUAGCCGUGUGUGUGUAUUCUCACCCUAGCAAACGGUGUGUAUCUGUGGGUGUGCUGUGAAUGCAUAUCCCUGUUCUUUUACACUUAUAUAUAUAUAUAUAUAGAAUAUACAGCGUAUAUUUGACCUGCCAUCUUACCAGUCGAUUUGCUAUUUAAACAGGUCUGGGCACAUUUUUAUUUUAUUUUUAAAGCGCUGCCUCCAGAUUUGCAUGUUUUAUUUUGAUGUACUGUUUGACCAUAAAAUGAAAAGCAUAUGUAGCUGUGUUGUUUGGAGACCCUGUAUAACACUUGCUUAUUUUUGUAAACAAAAGUAGUCUGAAGUAUAUAGCUGUGAAUGUAGUAAAGGAAGUUUUAAUAUAAA
Molecule: messenger RNA, 6171 nt
Organism: Myxocyprinus asiaticus (Chinese sucker)
Lineage: Eukaryota; Metazoa; Chordata; Actinopteri; Cypriniformes; Catostomidae
Gene: rock2a
Product: rho-associated, coiled-coil containing protein kinase 2a
Exons: 32
Coding region: 689-5092 (1467 amino acids)
Biological process (GO): regulation of cell junction assembly; positive regulation of centrosome duplication; cortical actin cytoskeleton organization
Cellular component (GO): cytoskeleton; cytoplasm; centrosome
Molecular function (GO): ATP binding; small GTPase binding; Rho-dependent protein serine/threonine kinase activity
Source: RefSeq, a predicted model, not a curated record